Messenger RNA from Coccinella septempunctata (seven-spotted ladybird), 1157 nucleotides. Its product is annotated as protein spaetzle-like. The coding region runs from base 307 to 1071 and encodes 254 amino acids. NCBI's taxonomy places the organism in Eukaryota, Metazoa, Arthropoda, Insecta, Coleoptera, Coccinellidae. Gene Ontology annotation, molecular function: Toll binding; growth factor activity. Gene Ontology annotation, biological process: regulation of Toll signaling pathway; innate immune response; central nervous system formation. The transcript is spliced from 4 exons. Gene Ontology annotation, cellular component: extracellular region. The record is from RefSeq and is a predicted model, not a curated record.
UUUCCGGUAAAUGAAAACCUGCAAAUUGAUCCUAUCGCCAGCGACAAUGAUAGUCUGCACUACAUCAUCGCGAGCGGAGGACCAGAGACCAGCUUCCUCUCUGCAAGCAGCAAGCAAGCAGUCGACCUUGUUAGGGCAAUUUGAACGGACUGUGUUUGUGUUUCUGUUUACUUGCCGCUCCAAAAGUUACGCUCAGUUCGUUCAUUUCGGUCAAAACAUGUGCAUCGUGUGUGAGGCGCGUACGAAAGUUGACGUUUGGAAUGGACUUUGUUGAGCGAAGGUGUCACAGUCAAGAGGAUAGGUCGCAUGCGACUAAAAAUGAAAAGUUGGGCGACCUUCGUGGCCGGUUUCGCAUUUUUAGUGUUCAAUUCGAGGAUAUCAGCAUGCCACCCCUACCAGACGCAUAACCCUCACGAUGACAAAAAGAGAUCUUCGGUGAGAGAAAGGGAACCCUUCGUUGAAACCACCAUCAACUGGACCAACGAGAACCAUAAGGUUCACGUGACUACACUGGAUAUCAAUAGAGGUUAUGUCGAGCCUAUCAUCCCCGACUAUUUUCCCUCUCCGAAACAGCAUAAGACUCAAAAGAAGGAGGAAAAACCGAAGAAAAAGUGCAUACGAAACUUCUGCGAAGACGUCGAGAAUUAUCCAGAGACCCUCAUCAAGAAUGUCUUGAGUAGGGCCAGGAAUUUGGAAGCUUAUUUCAAAGAGGCUGAAGUGACGUUCGACAUCAGCAACAGGGGUGGUUUCGAUGAAGACGAAGAUGACAGCGAUUCCAUGUGUCCAACUAAAUCCAUCACGAUGUAUCCCAAGACUGCCAUCAACACGAAGAAGGAAGAGAAAUUCCUGAUAAAUGUGGAGGGUCAUAGACAGGGUAUCGUUUUCCAAACUUGCAUUGAGAACUCCAACUGUAGAUUCCACGAGGGUUUCCCAACAGACUAUGAGUCUUCCUGUAAGCAAAAGUAUGUGAGGAGGAGCCUAGCUAUCUUAGGCGAUGACAACCAAACAACAGCCUGGGACACCUUCGAAGUGCCUUCUUGUUGUGUCUGUGUGAUAAAACGUAAAAACUGAACGACAAAGACUGUUUCUGAACCUACUAGAAUAAUUUUGUACAUACAAUCUUUUUUGAGAAAUAUAUUUAAGUUAAUUGAAUACAA